UUCUCAACCGUUAAAAUGACGAAGCAUCAAAGCGUGAAAAUUAUAAACAAAAACGAAAAUCAGCAAAUAUCUACGUCCUCUGCCUACUUCUCUGAUUCUCUCAGUCCGUGUGGGGGAGAUGAGGUCGGUGUCCGCCCUUUCCUUUCCCUUUGCUGCUCCAAUAAAGAUUCCUCCUCGUCGGCACUUCCUGUCAUCUGCUGCUCUGCCUCGCCCUCGCUGCUUCCCUUCUUUCUUGUCCAGAGAAAAUGCAAAAACAGACAACGGAGAUGCUCUUAUUAUAUAAAGGGUUUGACCUACAGAGUGUACUGCAGUAGUCAAGUGAAACUAGAAAACGGGAUAGAUGAUGAAUCCUGUGAAUUGGUUAAUGGGGUGGAGCUUAUCUUAGGUGAGGGUGCAGACAGCGUCCGUGCUUAUCUUCUCAAGGCAGUGAAGAAUAAUAAUGGAAACGGCAUACUUCUCUUGUCCGAUGUUUAUGGUUUCGAGGACUCAUCUACGAGGGAUUUUGCAUACCGUGUUGCCUGCAAUGGUUACAAUGUUCUAGUGCCAGAUUUGUUUCGUGGGAAUCCGUGGGUAAAAGAUAAACCCCGGGAUGAAUAUGAAAAUUGGCUAUCGACACAGUCACCUGACAGGAUAUCCAAAGAUAUUUCUACAUCAACAAAAUGGAUGGCUGAUGAAUUUGUAGCUGCUGGAAUCACAACUAAGUUUGCUAUCAUUGGGUUUUGCUUUGGAGGUGCCCUACUGAUAAAAACGCUAGCUGACGACCAUGACAAAUAUUUUGGGCUUGGUGUUUGCUUCUAUGGGACUCGGAUGAAUCCAUCUCUAGCAUCUAAUAUUCAGGUUCCUGUCCUAUUUGUUUCUGGAAACGAGGACCCACUUUGCCCAGUCAAUACCUUAAUAGAUAUGGAGAAGUGCAUCAGUAAAGGUUCUAGGACAGUGAUUUUUGAGGGUCGAGGUCAUGGAUUCGCCCACCGGCCAAAAUCUCCAGAAGAAGAUUCAGAUGCAGAGACGGCAUUCGUGGUCAUGAGAAAUUGGCUGCAUGAAGGCUUAGUUGUAAAUGCUAAUUGAGUUCUUUUGUACGUUGUACUUUUCUCUCAUCUAUUUCUCAGUAACGUGUUUCUGAUGAUAAUGUCCGUGACUUUUUGUACUUGUCAUAUUCUUGCUUAAUGUUAAGAUAGCUCUAAAUCCUCUGAGCUUAUUAUUGUUGUA
Molecule: messenger RNA, 1206 nt
Organism: Nelumbo nucifera (sacred lotus)
Lineage: Eukaryota; Viridiplantae; Streptophyta; Magnoliopsida; Proteales; Nelumbonaceae
Product: alpha/beta-Hydrolases superfamily protein
Cellular component (GO): chloroplast
Molecular function (GO): hydrolase activity
Source: RefSeq, a predicted model, not a curated record